Notodromas monacha is the source of this 686-nucleotide messenger RNA. The record is from the annotation of a GenBank genome assembly. NCBI's taxonomy places the organism in Eukaryota, Metazoa, Arthropoda, Ostracoda, Podocopida, Cyprididae.
AGGUGACACUAUUGAAGAGCGAUGGGGCUUCAAUCUACCUUUCCAGAGACAUCGCCGCUGCAAUAGAUCGCUACGAGCGAUUGAAAUUCGACGAAAUGCUUUAUGUGGUUGACAAUACGCAAAUGGACCAUCUCAGAGCGGUUUUCGAGUUGGUUGGACGAUUCGCACCUGACGUGAGGUCCAAGUGCAAGCACGUGAAUUUUGGGAGAAUUUUGGGCAUGAGUACGAGGCGAGGAACCGCGGUGAUGUUGGCGGACAUCUUGGAUGAGGCUCGGGACCGAAUGGAGGCUCAACAAGCCAUUUCACCGAACACACGGGCAACAGAUGCAGAAACCGUGGAGACUCUAGGACUAAGCUGUUUGGUCAUCAAUGUCCUAGCUCAGAGACGAGUCAGAGAUUAUGAGUUCCGGUGGGAACAAGCGUUAGCUAGCAAGGGAGACUCAGGAGUUGCUUUGCAAUACUGCCAUGCUAGGCUUUGCAGCUUGGAGGAGAAAUGUGGAGUUGAUGUGGUCGAUUCUUUGACCAAUGAACAUUUACAGUCACUGCUGAGGUCGCCUGAGGCCAUAUUGCUUACUGCCGAUUUAGCGAGAUUUGAAGAUGCCUUGUAUCAAGGAUAUGAGAAAUUUGAGUCUCAGCUGAUGGUGGAUUAUCUCAUGAAACUGAAGNAUAUCCUCAAUAAUAAAUAA